AAUUCCUUCUCGAAAUCACUACAGCACCACAAAUAACCGUACCAUGCUUUCUAUCUCUCCCUCCCCUCUCUCCAAAAUUCCCAUCAGUUCUCCCGCCCCUGCGCCUCACCGGACCAGAUCCCGGCCACUAGUUAUUUCUAACACCGCCACCGCUUACAAGGAAAGGCCCAAUCUUUACCUGAGUCCUCAACGGAUGGCAUCGUGCACGUCGCCGUACGAAAUUCUGGGGAUUCCAGUAGGAGCCACGAGCCAAGAUAUCAAGACGGCUUACCGGCGAUUGGCGAGGACUUGCCAUCCUGACGUCGCCGCUUUGGAUCGGAAGGACACCUCGGCCGAUGACUUCAUGAAGAUUCAUGCUGCAUACUCCACUUUAUCAGAUCCUGAGAAACGCGCCGUUUAUGAUCGCAAGUUUAUUAGAAGGAACAGGCCGUUGACCACCAGUUUUUCCGGGUAUCAUGGCCGGAAUUGGGAGACGGAUCAGUGUUGGUAGCCAGAUCGGUUCCACUUGCUACAUCACUGAGCUUAUCUAAUCGGAAAUUAUGGCAAGAAAUCGGCAGUUUCUAGAUUUGGGAAUAUGAACUCGGUAUAUAUGCGCAAGUGCUACUUCUAACUUGCUUGAGCCUUGAGCCACCACUUGGAAGUUCUCGACAGAAAACUAGAGCCGUUGAAUGUGCAAUUUAAGAGCUUUUGUCGAUUGAUAUAUGCUCCGGCGAAUACAUCAGAGCUCCGACGGCUGGCUGUGACUUUAUUGCAAAGAAAUACCAAAUGAAAAGAAAAAAAAAAUCAUGUAGCAAAGUUUGACCCAACAAGUAUAAUAUCUAAUGAUACAUGAUUUGUACAA
This is a messenger RNA of Manihot esculenta (cassava), 841 nucleotides long. Its product is annotated as chaperone protein dnaJ 11, chloroplastic. The record is from RefSeq and is a predicted model, not a curated record. The transcript has a single exon. Lineage: Eukaryota; Viridiplantae; Streptophyta; Magnoliopsida; Malpighiales; Euphorbiaceae. Bases 44 to 490 code for a protein of 148 amino acids.